ACAGACGCGCUGCGAUGUUUUGUCAGGAGGCACUUCCGCUUAUGGGUCAACCUCCUGGAUCGUACUCCCUUCUUCACUUCGUUGCAUAGUCUCUCAAGGAACCCAGUUUGUUGCUUUCCUUUGCAAUCAUUUCUCCGUUGCUGAUCUGUUCCAUACCACCGUCAAUAGCAAGUGCCAACCAGUUCGCGGCUUUGUCGUCGGAGUCACUCCUUCAAUCAUCAUCAGUCAUUCCGAACAAACUUCCAGCGGGCCCGCUGUGGAAGACACAUAUAUUGUGAAGAAAUCGAGCUGCUAUUUCUCCCAUAAAUUUUUGGGCCAGCACUCAUCGUUCUUUGGUAAUUCCCGCACGCCCUAACUUCCAAAGCGAAUCGAUCGACCGUAUUACUUGCAAAGCGGUCCCCCUCUCUCCCGGAACAUUCUCUGCUAGACACUCUCACUCUCCAAACGAUGGCCCCACAUCAGCAGUAUCAUGUCUAUGCACUUCCUCCUGAACUACUGGACACACUAGUACCAAGAGACGUUGUGAACCAGCCACCGCCAUCACCCCCACGAUCUGAAUUGCCCCUUCCUGCAGCUGAACCAGCCGCAACUUCUGCACGAGCAUGUAACAUCUGUUUAGGUGCGAGUUUUGCAGACGUGGACCAACAGCGCGCACAUUUCCGCUCCGAUUGGCAUCGUUACAAUGUCAAGAUACGUCUCAAUGGAAGUGAUCCCGUCACCGAGAACCAGUUUGCCAAGCUUGUGGAUGAACUCGACGACUCCAUUUCUGGCUCAGCUUCCUCAACGGAUGACGAAUCUGCCGACGAUUCUGAUGCAGUUCGCGCUCUAGUGGAUAAAACGCACUGUCUCAGGGCACGUUCACCAUCUCCUUCCUCAGCGCCAAGAGGUCCACAAACCCCCAUCGUAUGGUUCCAUUCUCCGCCUUCAACACAAUUGGGUGUCUAUAAGGCUGUCCUUUCGCCAUCGCUACCGUCAUCGUCAGCAUAUUUGGAUGAGCUCAAGGAUAUUCAGGUACCCAGAGAAGGUGGACGCACAUGGGCACUGUUCAUGACUGCAGGUGGUCACUUUGCUGGUGCCAUCGUUAGGGUCAGCAAACCGGCAGCCGGAGAUGAGAGUGAGGUUACAAAAAAAGGCAAGCAGAAGAAACCUGUACCUGAUAUCGAAGUCUUGAAGCACAAGACGUUUCAUCGCUACACAACUCGUAAGAAACAGGGUGGCUCCCAGUCAUUAAACGAUAAUGCAAAGAGCAAAGCGGUCAGUGCUGGUGCCAUGCUUCGAAGGUAUGGAGAACAGGCACUGCGUGACGAUAUUCGUAACCUUUUGCAAGAGUGGGCUGAGGAUAUUCAAGAUUGUGAGCGGAUAUGGAUUCGAGCGAGUGUCUCCAAUAGGCGAAUAUUCUUGGACUACGACGGUGCACUUAUCGCGAAAGGCGAUGACCGUCUUCGUACAUUCCCUUUCCCCACCCGACGUCCAACUCAAUCCGAGCUCUCUCGUUGCCUGCUGGAACUUACCAGAGUCAAAAUCUCACAUCUUACUGAGGAGGCGCUCCGAGAACAAGACGAAGCCUAUCUCGCCUCCCUUCCGAAACCAAAGCCUGCGGCACCACUACCCCCAGAAGCUUCAACCAAACCCAAAGAAACCGUACCGAGGUUGUCUCCAGAGGAACAACAACUUCGGGAUAAGUGGUCUCGUUUGCUAGAAAUCAUACACAAGGGACGGUUGGACCCGCUGAAGGGUUUCUGGGCGAAGGAGGGCGAAAACCUAGGUGGUGUGGAUACCCCAGUUCCAGCAUGGACAGGAGAGAAAGGUGCAACGUUGCUACAGAUCGCAGCGCAUGCUGGUCAAGAAGAGGUUACACGAUGGCUACUUGAAGAUCUGCAUGCGAACCCCGCUAUCGACGUUCCCACAGACACCGUUGUGGAUGCAAGGGAGUUUGACGAAGAGGAUCCGAUGGUUCCUUCUAGCUCUGGGUCCAGAAGAACAGCGUAUGACCUUGCACGUACCCGAGAGGUACGAAAUGUCUUCAGACGAUGUGCUGCUGCCCAUCCGGAUUGGUGGGACUGGUUGGGGACAGAGAAAGGCGGUGCGAGAGUUCCCAGUGUACUGACCAAGGAGAUGGAGGAAGGCCGAGAGGAGAAAAAGAAGGUGAGGAGGAAAGGGUUGAAAGAUCGUAUCAAGGAGAGGCAGGAGAAGGAGACGAGCAGGGCGCCUAGUCCUACACCUGAGCCAGAACCGCCGCAACCACAGAGGAUACAAAAGGAAGAGCCUAGUACUGGCCCUAGGAGGCUUGGAGGUAAUUCUGGAGCAAGUGAAGGAGUGCUUGGUCUGACCCCAGAGAUGCGAGCCAAGAUUGAAAGGGAGCGGAGAGCGAGAGCUGCUGAAGCUCGUUUGCGAACUCUGGGCGGCCGACGAUGAUCGUUUGAACAUUGCGUUAUUGAUACCCUUGUUGAUUGACGUCUAAUCUACAACACGAAGCACGCUGUAUUGAAGUAUGACCUAUGUAGCCAAUAGCUAGAGUGUAUGUUAUUUGUGAGAAAGAUAGAUGCCUAGGAUACAACAUACUUUAGUUUAUAACCGCCG
This is a messenger RNA of Somion occarium, 2580 nucleotides long. Lineage: Eukaryota; Fungi; Basidiomycota; Agaricomycetes; Polyporales; Cerrenaceae. The record is from the annotation of a GenBank genome assembly.